CGGUUUACGAUAAGCCCGUUUAUGAUGAAGACAAUGAUGGGUUUGAUCGCGUGCUCGGAUCGAAGGGCUCUUCUAGUGGGAGUGGCGGUGGCCACUUUGACGAUCUUUUAGCUGGAGUUGCAAGGAACGGCGAUAAGGGUAUGCAGCAUUUCGAUGUUUUGAUGCCUGGAUUUGGUAGGAAGUCUCCUCCGAUUGGAAGACCAAAUCCUGAGUCAAGUUGGUCAUCUAGGCCUAGGGCUCACACUAGUAAAAUGACAGAAGACCCCUUUGUGGUAUUGGGAUCUGCCUCACCCCAUGUUGCCUCAUCUUCUAAUAAGACAGGUAAAGCUGCAAGCAUGGCAACUGAUGGUUCGUCUGCUUCCGCCAGCAAAAUCGAUGAUGAUUUGGAAAUGCUUAAUAGUAUUAGAAAAUCUGCACCAUCCUUUUCAUUCAAUAAGAAUGACCAGUCAAGGAGGGCAAUGAAUGUGGAGAAGGGCAUCAAAUUUCAUCAUACAUCUUUUGAUGUAGCUUCAGGCUUGAACAACUCCCGUAAAUCUACUGGCCAGACUGCUUCUUCACCAAUAAAUGGCAAGGGUAGUAUGCACGACACAAAGACCCAGGGCGAUACUUCCCCUUGGUCUGAACAGAAUGUGGGAUCAUCUGAUGAAGUUUGGCUAAGUGUGUCCGAGAUUCCUCUUUUUACACAACCAACGAAUGCGCCUCCACCAUCUAGACCCCCGCCCCCUAUGCCAGCCCGAAUUCCAAAGACAGGAAGUAGAUUUUUUGGAUCAAAAAGUGCAAAGCAGAAGACCAAUGAAUCCUCUUCAUUGCCAAAUCCCACUCAACGCAACCACAGUUCCAAGUCAAUCCCUUCGAUGACUAAGGUCUCAUCUCCAUCAGCUGUGGAUGAACUCGAAAAGUUUGCCAGGGGCAGUAGCCCUAAUAAUCCUGAUGAUCUCGCAAAUGGUCUUUCUGGGGAGGAACAGGCUAGGAAUUCAGACGCUGCUGCAUCAUCUGCAGCUAUGAAAGCGGCUAUGGAUAGAGCUGAGGCAAAGUUCAGGCAUGCAAGGGAAGUAAGGGGUAGAGAGAGUACUAAAGCUGCCAGAAGUAAAGAUGCACAACUGGAAAAGGAUGAGAAUGUACAUGACUCUCAAGAGCAAGCUUUCAAAGAAAAACAAAGGGAAGAGGAAGAGAGGGAGCAAAGGAGACUUGAGAAGGAGAGGGAGAGAGCCAGAGAGCUUGAGAGGGAAAGGGCUCGACAGGCUGUGGAAAGGGCUACAAGGGAAGCUCGUGAGAGAGCUGCUGCUGAGGCUCGCCUUAGAGCUGAAAGGGCUGCUCUUGAGAAAGCUAAUACUGAAGUCAGAGAACGAGCAGAACGGGCUGCUGUCCAGAGAGCACAAGCAGAAGCCCGUGAAAGGGCUGCUAAUGAGGCCAAGGAAAGAGCUGAGAAGGCUGCUGCUGAAGCAAGGGAGAGAGAAGCACGUGAGAAGGCUGCAGAAGCUCGGGUAAGAGCAGAAAGAGCAGCUGUACAAAGGGCCGCUGCAGAUGUUAGGCAAAGGGCUACUGCAGAGGCUCGUCAAAAAGAAGCUGCUGCUGGGGCUUCGAGGGCUAGUCAACACAGUAAUGAUAAUGAUCUCGAUGCCUUCUUCAAAAUGGGUUCUCAUGCCUCCACAGCUCCGAGGCCAAGAGCAAGUUCAUUGGAUCCUGAAUUUGAUACAAAAACUGAGAGAAGGCAAGGGCCUGAAGCGGCAAAGACAUCUGCUGCAACAUCAUUUAACGUAAGAAAAGCGUCUUCAACGGCCAAUCUUGCUGAUGAUCUUUCCUCUCUUUUUGGUGGUGGUCCUGCACCAUCCGGAGAAUUCCAGGAAGUUAAAGGAGAAAGUGAAGAAAGAAGGAGAGCUAGACUGGAACGCCAUCAGAGAACACAAGAAAGAACAGCCAAAGCACUUGCUGAGAAAAAUCAGCGUGAUCUUCAGACUCUAAAGGAACAGGAAGAGAGACAUAGGAUUGCUGAAACACUGGAUGUUGAGAUAAUGCGCUGGGCUGCUGGAAAAGAGGGGAACUUGCGUGCUCUGCUAUCCACUUUGCAAUAUGUGCUCUGGCCUGAUUGUGGUUGGGAACCUGUUUCUCUGACGGAUUUGAUCACUGCUGCUUCAGUUAAAAAGGUCUACAGGAAGGCAACUUUGUGUAUUCAUCCUGACAAGGUGCAGCAAAAAGGUGCCAAUCUUCAGCAGAAAUAUAUUGCUGAGAAGGUUUUUGACCUCCUUAAGGAAGCUUGGAACAAAUUUAAUUCAGAGGAGCUCUUCUGAAUUCUUGAAACAACCUUUCAGCUUCUAGCUAUUUUAAGCAAGCGUACCAUUUUUUUCCUUGGCGGAUGCACCUGGAGGACAAGGAAUGUCUCUGAGGAAUAUAAUCCUGCCAAUAUUGCACCCAUUUUGAAAUACAGCAUAUUUAAGGAAGCUUAUCCUCAGGGGCUGCUGAAACUGUUCUCGUCGUAGCCAAUGAUUUACUCAGAGUUACCAAACAAGUACAUUCUCUCGGGGAUCUGGCCUAUAAGGACCUUGGUGUUCCUUUUGUUGUAGGUAAUGGAAGAUCCGGUGGUCGUGCCUACAAUGAAUUCCCUCGCAUUGUCUGAGUGAGGAGGCUCAAAAGCAUUGCCUUUUGCAACCCCCACCUAACAAAUAUGAUAGCAUUGAGUAUACAUCUCAUGGGUUUGGAACAUUAACAAUUGUUCCAGUUUGCUGGUAUAGUGGUAAGAGAUUGUUAGCGAGGGGAAAUUGUUGAUAUUCGCCUCCAAGCUUUUUAGCAAGUGAACCCCUUCCACUUUGAAAACCGUGAAAGCAGUCCCUAUGCUUUUAUUGGUGAUAGAAGUCCCUCUGUACCCUUUCCCUUAGGGCUCCUCGCAGGACAUUUAUGCGGUAGCAUUUGAUAUUGCUACUUCACCAGACUCCUCACUACAAUAGAAUUCUUGUCAAAAGUGGGAUGAAGGUCUCGUCAGUAUCCAAAGCGCAAGGACUAACUAUACUACUUUUAGACUAUUGGGAUCGCUGGCUAAAAUUGCCAAAGUAGCGGGGGUGUCUCGAUGAUUAAGGCCUUGGUUUUGUUUGUAUUCAGAUUAUUGUCUAUAAAGAAGUGACGGGUAUUUCCCUUUGAUUUGUUU
Rhodamnia argentea is the source of this 3139-nucleotide messenger RNA. Its product is annotated as auxilin-related protein 2-like. The record is from RefSeq and is a predicted model, not a curated record. The coding region runs from base 141 to 2288 and encodes 715 amino acids. Gene Ontology annotation, molecular function: clathrin binding. NCBI's taxonomy places the organism in Eukaryota, Viridiplantae, Streptophyta, Magnoliopsida, Myrtales, Myrtaceae. Gene Ontology annotation, cellular component: vesicle; cytoplasm; intracellular membrane-bounded organelle. The transcript has 9 exons. Gene Ontology annotation, biological process: clathrin coat disassembly; clathrin-dependent endocytosis.